Molecule: messenger RNA, 3741 nt
Organism: Zingiber officinale
Lineage: Eukaryota; Viridiplantae; Streptophyta; Magnoliopsida; Zingiberales; Zingiberaceae
Exons: 13
Coding region: 155-3403 (1082 amino acids)
Source: RefSeq, a predicted model, not a curated record
UUAAUUGCAGUUGCAGUGAGAGACAGAGGAGUAGGCCCACCACACUACUGUUCCCUCCGUCCUUCUUUGCUCUUCUCUCGCUCGCAUCAAGGCUCCGCCACGUCCGGAGAAAGAAGUGCCGGGGGGAGAGAGGGAGGUGCCCAUUGUUGCGGAGAUGGGGUGGAACAGGGGAGCUUUGUCUCUGUGGUUGCCUCCCCUGCUUACCUGGAUGGCCGCCGCCUCUCUGCUCCCCGAGGUGCUGUCUCAGGUGAGCUUCUUGAAGGCUCCGCCGGCGUUCUCCCCGUCGCCCGAGGCUGCAUUUCAGUUCGAGGCGAGGGAGGGGAGUGAUGGUGGUGAGUCAUGCGGUUCCAACUGCAGUUUUGUCUGCAAGUUGGAUAACUACACUUCAUCUUCCUGUAAGUCGAAAAAAGUUUCAUACUCAGGCCUGCUUGAUGGAAAUCAUAUGUUUGAGGUCUGCGUCAGUGCUUCUCGAAGAGUUCGCUGUGCUAGCUAUUACUGGACUGUUGAUACGAUUUCCCCUACUGCCCACCUUUCGGCUGCAUCAUCUUUCACAAAUGCUCUAAAUAUGUCUGUAAAUGUUUCUUUCAGUGAACCAUGCACUGGUGGAGGUGGAUUUAGAUGCACCCCUAGCUAUUGCAGUCUUCUUGUUUAUGGAGCUGGAUAUGUGAUACCAUCUACCCUUACGGUUAUUCUCCCUGAACAAGAAUAUGCCCUUGUGGUGGCUAUAUCAGCUGAUGUUCAGUAUGGUCGCUUGGUACUAGUAAUGGAUAGGGGCUUUUGCAAGGAUGUUUCAGGGAACACGUUCAAACGAACAUCAAAUUCAAGUUUCAUUGUUCAUUUUGAUAGAAGGAGUGUGCUCAUGAGCUUGGAAACUGGCAUUCCAAAGAAGAUACUUCAACUUAAGGGCGAGAUUAGAACAGCAGAGGCUACAAACAUUGCGAAGGACUUGAGAGUUUAUCUAUCUUUCUCAGAACCAGUUCUUAAUUCAUCAGAAGAACUUCUAGGUAUUCUUCAUACAAGUAAUGGUUUACUUGUUCCUACAAAUAGGAGUACACAUGGAAAUCGCCGCUUUGGCUACAUAGCACAAAAUAUCCCAAGUAUGGCUGUUAUUACUGUACUUUGUGAUACAAGCAAAAUAAUCAGUAGGCAAGGGACUCCAGUUUCUCCAUCAGAUCCAAUCACUUUCCUUUAUGAUGAUCAAAGGCCUUCUGUGAAGUUGAGCACAACUUCCAACAUGAGGAAUAGACGACAUAAAAUACCAGUGCUGAUAAGGUUCAUGAAGGCUGUCUUUGAGUUCAACUCAUCAUCUUUAAUGAUUUCUGGAGGACGUGUGCGGAGCUUCCAUGAAAUAACAAAGAGCAUGUACAUAAUUGAAAUACAUGCUGAGGAUAGCAUUGUGUCUGUGGAAGUUCCAGAGAACACAACUGUAGAUAUAGCUGGAAACAAGAACCUACAAUCUAACAUUCUACAAGUGAAACAUUAUUCCAUGCCCACAAUAUCAUCAUUGGUUUCCAUAGUUGCUACAAUUGCGGUAGCAUUGACAUCAAUGUUUGCAUCACUGCUUACGGUAUCUACUUCAAGUUUGAUAUCUUCUGGGGCAAUUUCUAGACAGAAAUCAUAUCUUGUUUCUGAACCCUCAAGAAAUCUUAUGAGAAUUUUGUGCCAUAUCCAGGUCUUUGCCUUAUCAAGAUGGCUGGUAAUAGGCAUGCCCAUAGAGUAUUAUGAAUUUUCUAUCGGUAUAGAGUGGAGUAUACCAUACAUGAGUCUUCCAUGGGAAACAGGCUCCAAUUCACUUUUUGAAGACCCAACAUUUGCGUUUGGAACUUAUUCCGGAGUACGGGAAAGAAGGAUGUUGGAAACUUUUAGAUCCCCAUCAGUGUCACCCCUGAUACCGGAGAUGGACCCUUUGACACCCGGGAAGCCACUUACUGCUGGUGAAUAUUUCUCAUUUCUUGAGAAUCAAAACAUGAAACCUGAAGCUGAAUUCAUUAUGAUUUCACGAAACUCAGAUAGAUGGGAGUACUUUGCUAGAAACAUGUUCUGGUUAGCUGUUCUAGGUGGCGGGUUGAUCUUGCUCCAUGUCACAAUUCUUGGCAUUUUAAAGUUGAAGAGGAAGAUCUCGGAAAAGCAAAAGGAGUUCGGAGCCCUUGUGUUCCCAAGAUUUGAAAUAUCCUUGAUAUUGCUUGCAUUGCCAUGCAUAUGCCAGGCAUCUGCUUCAAUAAUCAGAGGGAGAACAAUCGCAAGCCUAGUUGUUGGAAUAAUACUCUUGGGCAUCUCCACGUCUAUCCUUAUCUCCCUGAUUUUGUUCCUGUCACUCGGUAUCGCAAUGGGCAAGCUUCUCCAGUACAAAGAAGUCCAUCAAGAGGGACAGGAGUUCCAUUGGUAUCAGGAGCUCAUUCGCGUAAUCCUGGGUCCUGGGAAAAGAGGUCUAUGGUCAUGGAAGAAUAAACAAGACUCGAUUAAUCGAAUGAAAUUUGGUCCAUUGUUUGAGGAUCUCCGAGGACCACCAAAAUACAUGCUAACACAAAUUUCAGGCAGGAGGGGGGAUGAAGCUAAACGCGAUGACCAAAUCAUUGUGUCUGAAGAUGAAAAUGAAGAUUCAGAAGCCCCCUUUAUUGAGAAGCUCUUCGGCAUCCUCAGAAUUUACUACACAGUUGUGGAAUUGGUUAAACGCGUCUCUCUCGGAAUUCUAGCUGGUGCAUACUCAUCAAGUAGGCCUUCAAGGACACCCACUUUGAUCAUUUUGUCCAUCACCUCUUUCCAGCUCCUUUUCCUCGCCUCGAAGAAACCAUUCAUCAAAAAGAAAGUGCAGUUUACAGAGAUCAUCUCAGUUGCUAGUGAAGUCGGUUUGUUUGCGGCUUGUCUAGUUCUACGCGAGAAGGAACUUUCCGAUGUCAAUGAGAAGAGAAUAGGACUGUUUAUGCUGUCUAUGUUUAUAAUCAUGCUCACUCCACAACUGAUCAACGAAUGGCACGCAUUGUAUCGACAAGUUGUUCGACUGAGACUGACUGGGGGAACAUUCUCUUCAGGGCUAAAGAGGGCUAUUGGUGGAAUUAUUCUACUUGUUCUACCUCCAAGCUGGAUGACACAACUGACCGAGCAACUAGCAUCCAGCCAAGAGGAAGGGGACAGUGGAAGUACAAUGUCUCCAAGAGGUCGAGCCCAAAGAGCUUCGGGUACAAGCGAAAGAUCAUGGCCGUUACAACUGAGAGAACUUGCUAGAGCUAGUUUCAGUAGAGAAGCAGCAGGACCACCUAAUGAUCCUUCAAGUAGCACAUACCAAUUGACUCGAUUUUGGACUGGAAAAAGAAGCGGAAGCUCUUCCUUGACAUCAUCAUCUGACUUCAAGUCGAAGUCGAAAGAGCUGUACAAAGAUUUGGAGGCAAUUUUCUCAUCCAAAUGAUUGGUUAGUCUGUAGAUUGAUUCAUUGGUAUCUUCCAGUUAUGGCUUGAGAUUCAUUCCACCAUGAUAUUUGAAGUGGGUGCAGAGUCCAAAGAAGUGAUUGCUUUAUCUCACAAAGCUAAACAUAUCGCACCUGGAGAUUUACUGGUUUGAAUCAUAUGCCAUGUCGACAAUUGUAACUUUUAGGAUCUUGUUGCACUUCUUUAACAUGUAAAUGAAAUGUGUUUUAUCAUCAGAGAUCUCAGAGACCACUCAUCAUUGUUAUGAUUGUUAGAUCAUGAGGGAUAACACACCCAUGUUUUAGCCUUAAGCAUCGUAAUUUUCUUUAUGUUGUUUGUC